AUGGUUUCCAGUUCUACUGUUAUUAUCGUGGCCGUGGUCGGGUUCGUGAUCGAGGCGCUGCUCGUCUGCACCACCUGUGUGCUGCUCUACCUCGCGUUUUUCUCAAAAAAGAGAAAGCCGCCGAUGGCGGUGAAGCAGGCGAAUCCCGACGGCGGCCUGGAGAAGCCGAGCAAAAUUGUGAUUGUAAACCCCGAACCCGACGGUGCCCAGGAGGCGAUGAACAAGCUGCUCGACGAAAAAAGCCAAACCGACCAGACGGCGCCCGAAACCAACGAAAAGCCGGUGGCAGCUAAUGCAAACCCCCGCAUGUUCAUCGGCCAGAUCCCGGGGCACAGCAAGCAAGCGACGGUGGAAGCGACGAAAGAGCAGACCGGCCAGACCGAACAGACCGAGGGCGCC
Molecule: messenger RNA, 399 nt
Organism: Mesorhabditis spiculigera
Lineage: Eukaryota; Metazoa; Nematoda; Chromadorea; Rhabditida; Rhabditidae
Source: the annotation of a GenBank genome assembly